This is a messenger RNA of Prorocentrum cordatum, 809 nucleotides long. Lineage: Eukaryota; Dinophyceae; Prorocentrales; Prorocentraceae. The record is from the annotation of a GenBank genome assembly.
CCCGGGCGCGCUGCGAGCGGCGGGCGCGCACGCCGCGGGCGGCGCCAGCCGCGCCCGCAGCCGCGGCGGGCGGCGGCGGCAGGCACAGCGUCUGGCUGGAAGCCGCACCCGGAGCGGAUCGGGGCCACGCUGCCCCUCGCCAAUGCGCAGGACCAGGUCCGCAGGAGGACAUGCUCCUGUGGGACCUGGCGGGCUCCUGCAGGGGCGGCGACGAGGCGACGCUCGACAGAUACCGCGAGGCGGAGGUGAAGCACAGGCGCGUCGCGGUGCUGGCGGUCGUGGGCCUCGUGGUCCAGCACCACGCGCACAUCAAGUGCGGUCGGGCCUGGGUACUAGAUCGAGGUCGAUUCGGAAAGGGUAGCCUGCUGGGGGGGACGCGAAACAGGUUUUAGAGCAGUCCCUUUAAGCUGGAUGUGGGCGACUCUUGUCGGCGGCGGGGGCUGCGUCUUGUCAGUGCUUUGUCGGCGUCCCGGCCGUCUCUUGUCAGUACUUUGUCGGCGGCUGGGCCGCCUCUUGUCAGUUGCUUUGUUGGCAACCUGGCUGCGCCUUGUCGGUAUUUUGUCGGUCGUCCGGCCGUCUCUUGUCAGUGCUUCGUCGGUGGCCACGCCGCUCCGUGUCAACGCGUUGUGCUUUGUAGGCGGUCAUGCCACGUCUUGUCAGUGUUUUUUCGGCGGCCAGGCCGUCUCUUGUCAGUGCUUUGUCGGCGGCCUGGCUACACCGUGUCAGUACUUUGUCGGUCAACUGGCCGUCUCGCGUCAUUACUUUGUCGGUUAGCGUCAACGUCAACACCAGCCUCGCCACCAUCAUCA